Lagopus muta (rock ptarmigan) is the source of this 5612-nucleotide messenger RNA. RefSeq names its product SRSF protein kinase 2 (gene SRPK2). Lineage: Eukaryota; Metazoa; Chordata; Aves; Galliformes; Phasianidae. Gene Ontology annotation, molecular function: ATP binding; protein kinase activity. The coding region runs from base 148 to 2370 and encodes 740 amino acids. The record is from RefSeq and is a predicted model, not a curated record. The transcript is spliced from 17 exons. Gene Ontology annotation, biological process: spliceosomal complex assembly; regulation of mRNA processing; protein phosphorylation.
GCUGCCGGCCGGUGCCCGGAGCGCGGACGCGGGGCGGCAAGCGAGAAGGCGGGGCAGGGCAGGGUCGGGCACGACUGGGCUGGGCUAGGCUGGGCUAGGCGAGUCGGAAGCGGUGCUCGCACGGGCCCGGCGGGAGCGUGCGGCUCGAUGAACUCACGCAAAGUAUUGGCCCUGCAGGCUCGCAGGCGGCGGCCGAAGCAGCCCGCGGCGGCCGGCAGGAGGGACAAACACCCGCCGCCCCACAAAAAGCCAGAGCCUCAGCAGAAAGCUCCCUCAGCACCUCCACCCCCACCGCCACCCCCACCUCCACCCCUGCCGGAGCCAACCCCGCCAGAGCCAGAGGAGGAGAUCCUCGGGUCUGACGAUGAGGAGCAGGAGGAUCCCGCGGAUUAUUGUAAAGGUGGCUAUCAUCCAGUGAAAAUUGGCGAUCUCUUCAAUGGCAGGUAUCAUGUUAUUAGAAAGCUAGGAUGGGGACACUUCUCUACAGUCUGGCUAUGCUGGGAUAUGCAGGGAAAAAGAUUUGUUGCAAUGAAAGUUGUAAAAAGUGCCCAGCAUUACACAGAGACAGCCUUGGAUGAAAUAAAGUUACUCAAAUGUGUUCGUGAAAGCGACCCUAAUGAUCCCAACAAAGAUAUGGUUGUACAACUAAUCGAUGACUUCAAAAUUUCUGGAAUGAAUGGAAUACAUGUUUGUAUGGUCUUUGAAGUACUUGGACACCAUCUCCUAAAAUGGAUAAUCAAGUCCAAUUAUCAAGGCCUUCCCAUCCGUUGUGUUAAAAGUAUAAUUCGACAGGUUCUUCAAGGUCUGGAUUAUCUACACAGCAAGUGCAAGAUCAUUCAUACGGAUAUUAAGCCAGAAAACAUUCUGAUGUGUGUGGACGAUGCCUACGUUCGUAGAAUGGCUGCUGAAGCUACUGAAUGGCAGAAAGCUGGAGCUCCUCCUCCUUCUGGCUCAGCAGUGAGUACAGCUCCACAGCAAAAGCCUGUUGGGAAAAUAUCCAAAAACAAAAAGAAAAAAAUGAAGAAAAAACAGAAGAGGCAAGCAGAGCUGUUAGAAAAACGCCUGCAGGAAAUAGAAGAACUGGAGCGAGAAGCCGAAAGGAAAAAAAUAGAAGAAAAUGUAACCUCAGCUGUACCAUCAAAUGAACAAGAAGAUGAGUACCACCCAGAGGUGAAACUAAAAACAGCUGAUCUCGAAGAGGUCGUAGAUGAAGAAACUGGAAAUGAUGAUGGUGAAACAGAAGAUCAGGAUGAAAAAGAAGACACAGAGAAAGAAAACACUGAAAAAGAUGAUGAUGUUGAGCAGGAACUUGUCAGCAAUGACCCUACAGACCCUAAGUGGAUAGAAUCACCUAAAACAAAUGGCCAUAUUGUGAAUGGCCCAUUUCUAUUGGAACAACAGAUCGAAGAUGAAGAUGACGAAGAGGAAGAAUGUCCAAAUGCAGAAGAAUAUAAUCUCGAUGAGCCAAAUGCAAAAAGUGAUUACUCUUAUAGCAGCUCUUAUGAACAGUUUAAUGGUGAAUUGCCAAAUGGACGUCAUAAAAUUCCUGAGUCGCAGUUCUCUGAAUUUUCAGCUUCAGUGUUCUCUGGGGCUCUAGAGUCUGUAGCUUGUGGUUCUGCUGUUUCUGAAGGAUCAACUGUAACAGAAAGAGAGGAAAGCAGCCCAUCUUAUGACAGGAGCAGAACGGUUUCAGCUUCAAGCACUGGGGAUUUGCCAAAAACAAAAACUCGUGCUGCUGACUUACUGGUGAAUCCACUGGACCCAAGAAAUGCAGAUAAAAUUAGAGUUAAAAUUGCUGACCUGGGAAAUGCCUGCUGGGUGCAUAAGCACUUCACAGAAGACAUCCAGACAAGACAAUAUAGAUCCAUAGAGGUUUUAAUAGGAGCAGGUUACAGUACACCUGCUGAUAUCUGGAGUACAGCGUGUAUGGCAUUUGAGCUAGCAACUGGAGAUUAUUUGUUCGAACCACAUUCUGGUGAAGACUAUUCCAGAGAUGAAGACCACAUAGCACACAUCAUAGAGCUGCUAGGCAAUAUCCCAAGGCACUUUGCUCUAUCUGGAAAAUAUUCUCGGGAAUUCUUCAAUCGCAGAGACCACAUAGCUUUGAUCAUUGAACUGCUGGGAAAAAUCCCUCGAAAAUACGCUAUGUUGGGGAAAUAUUCCAAGGAGUUUUUCACCAAAAAAGGAGAACUCCGACACAUUACGAAGUUGAAGCCUUGGAGUCUUUUCGAUGUGCUUGUGGAGAAGUACGGCUGGCCUCACGAAGACGCUGCACAGUUUACAGAUUUCCUGAUCCCCAUGCUAGAAAUGGUCCCAGAGAAACGUGCUUCAGCUGGAGAAUGCCUUAGGCAUCCGUGGCUGAAUUCUUAGCAGAAUUUCUCAGCUAUAAAACAAGCCAGCAACCACUUUUCAAUGCAUCGGACCUAACUGGUGACUGUCACAAAUCCUCUAGCAGGAUCACACGUGAGCUGGCUUCAAUCCUCAGACCUUUAUUUUGCUUGAGGUACUGUUUGACAUUUUGCUUUUUGUGCACUGUGUUCUUGGGGAAGGGUAGUCUUUUUGUCCUCAGCUAGUAGUUUACUCACCCACUUUCUUCAGAAAACACUUAACGUGUCUUUAAGCAUUGUUUCUUGUGUUGUGUGGCAUUCAGAUGUCAGAUUUUUGAACAAAAGAAACUUCCUCCCAUGUGUUUUGGCAAGUUUUGUAACUAUUUAUGAAAAAACUAUUUUAGCUGAUGCAUAUUAUAUAAUUUACAAGCGUAAGAAAUUUAUGAAGUCAGAAGCGAGUUAUGGCAAGGAACUGUACAAUUUUAUCUUCUGGCAAAGGGACGUCAUUCUUGUAUUAUAGUGUAUGUAAAUGCACCCUGUAAAUGUUUAUUUCCAUUUAAAUACGGGACCGGGGACUCAAUUUCAGAGUAAAGCUACUAAGUUUUAGAGAGCUUUAUAGCAAACCAAUUGCAUGUAGUGACUUCAGACUGCUUUAAGGAAUUGUGUAAACUUUCUAUUCUGUAGCAGUUCCCGUUCAUUGGAUUUUAAACAAAGUGGCUCUGGUUUACAGGAUUUCAUUCCCCAAACGGCACUUUAAAGGAAGGCUAGACUUCUUUCUAAUAAAGUAUGCAUUAUCAUUUAGCACUCCCUUUUAGAACUUUUGCCUAUUUUAAGUGCUUUUAAGGAAAGAAAAAAGCAAUUUCCCUUACAAUGUGAUAGUGAAGACAUGGUACCAUAUGGUGUUGCCUUUUUCUAAGCACUGUAAGUUGUACUAUACCUUAAGAAACAAAUUAAAGGUCGAGCAUGAGAACCACUCUGUGUAGAAUUACUGAUCUUUUAUAAUAAAAGUGUGUGCUUGAGUCAGCAAAGGGAGGACAGCUGCAAAUAUUUACAGUGCAGUGAGUAAAAUGCAAGAAGCGAGAUCAUGCUCAUCCCAUUCAUAGCUUUACAUGUUUCUAAAACAAAUUGCACUAGCUUUAUUUUUCCCAUAACUAGACAUACAGCUCUUUGUACGUUGCACGCAAAACUACGCUUUCCUAGGAAAAAAGCUACAUAGACUGAGGCUUAUAGGCAAUACAGAUUUUAGAAUGUACGAUACGGAGGUGUGUUUUGGCCUCUUUUAGAAGUCAGUGGGAUGAAUGUAAGCUUAGUUCUGAUUUUCAUGUAACUAUGGUGCCACUUUUUACUGAUUUUGUCCAUAUGAAAUUUAUUCACAUGCCUUUGCAAUAACUAGAUUGUGAGAAAAUAGCCCCAUGCUGUAACAAUAACCAGUUGUUUGAGGUGCUUGCAGUUGUCUAAUUAAAGUGUUUUGUUUUUUCAGUGUGCUGUCAUUGGCAUCUUUGAUAGCCCUAAGCCACUGUUGGCUAGAAUGACGCGCCGUGCUGGCGGUGGGUGGGGGUGACCCAGGCUGAAGCGCAGCUCUCUGUUCACGUAACCAACAUGGCAUGGGGUAAAUCCGAUCCUUCCGCAGGGGAGCGGGGCAGGAUGGGCUGCAGUUGUGGGGUGCUAAAUGAAAUGAGACCAAACUGAGCCGUGUUUCAUUCAAGGUGUUUUAACUUGAUGUAAGCAAGCAGCCGCUUACCCCCUCCCUACGCCCCUACACACCUCAUCCAAAAAGAGACCCUGCUGCCAAGGAGCACGCCGCCAAGGCUACGGUGCAGAAACUCAUCCUGUGCUGUGGCCCUGCACCAAUGGGGUGCCAGCACCGGGUCCCUCUGCCUUCUGCUUCCCUCUUCUCGCAGGAACCGUUUUUAAAGGCCUCAAGGAUGACACUGAUGAGAAGAAACAAAAGGCUACAAAGGAAUCCAGAGAGGUAAAGCGUUACGCUUCACACUUGGCCAUGCCGUUGGUUGUGUCUGGAUGCUGCAACUGAUUUCAGGGCUGUUCUUAAAUACACAGAGAAUAGCAGCGUUUGCAUCAGUUUAAAUGCCAGUCGAAUGAGGGACUCACCGCCACUGCACUCCUUUCCAUUUGGUUGACCACCGCGACAGAACCAACCUUAGGGGGAGAGAGAGCCAAUGCUGGGCCUGUUCUGCUGCACCCGCUCGCACGGUAACUGCAAUGCAAAGUGCUAACAGUUAUUAGGUCAUAGAUGGAGGUGGCUCUGGUUAACCAGCUGUGAACUGUGGCCAUGAUUUCUCAGGAGUGUGUUGGGUUUUUUCUUUUUUCUGCUGCACUGGUUGGUAGCUGGGCAAUUUGCUUCAACUGCACGACCGCACAGAACACAGCGUGUUCCCUAUCACGUCUGUGUGUUUUACAGAGCCAAUGCCUGUUCAGGGAAGGAACAGAAAGUACUUUUCUGAUAAUUAUGAGCAGAUAAUUUUAAGUAAACCCAAUAGUGUCUGUAUGCUAAGAAUUACCACUUUUUCUCAGAGAGCAGCAAUUGUCAUUUCCCAUCCUGUCCAGUGGCGGGUUUUCCAGCAGCCAGAGCAGAGGAAGGUGCACGCUGGUUUUCUUCUCUGGGUUCUGAAAGAGAGCCAGCAAGCAUUUGUUCUGUUACGUGAGCAGAAUUCAGCACUCACUGCUGAGCUGCAGGACGCUCUCAUACUCCACAGUCACGCUGUAAUGCCUCACUCCCACCAUACUGCAGUAAGAGCUCCAGCAGCAGCAGGAAGGCACGUACUGACCUGUGCAGCCGGUGCUGUGAUUUGUACCUAAGACCAGAACAUCUGAUAGAGCCCUGCUGCACCAUCGUGCCGGCAUACGUUAGACACAUUGGUAUGCAUGGGUUAACACCAAAUAAACUGACAUACUUCAUAGAUGUACCCAGCAUUACCUGACAGCACACCCUGCCUGAAUCAAAACAAUGCUUCCUCACCUCUAAGCUCAGCAAGGGAACAAAAAUCCCCCUCCUGCACUCACUUCUACAGCCAGCUGUGCAAUGACAGGAAGGCCAUCAGCAGACACCACACAGGAGGAACAGCCACUCAGCAGGCAGGGCUGCUCUGUGCCCACAGCCCUCAACACACAGCACCCCUUCCGGACAAGUGGUUAAAACUGACAUAAUUGUGAUUUAUUAACAUGAAUUAAAAUGCCCAACCAGUGCUGCAAUGUGACAGUAUAUUAAAAAAAAUUAAAGAUCAUAUACUGUACUACUUUCACAAAGAUCACACUUUUUUUUUUUUU